AUGGCCAUUUUCGACACCCCCCAGGAGGCCUUCGGAGCCCUCCGCCCCGCCUGCGUCCAGCUGACCAAGGCCCAGACGCUGGAGAACGUGGAGCGCCUCCGCUCACAGCUGCAGGCGGUCAGCGACUCGGCCCUGCAGGAGCUCCAGGAAUACGUCCUUUUCCCUUUGAGAUUCGCCCUCAAGACCCCUGGGCCGAAGCGGGAAGGCGUGCUCCGAAGCGUGGUGCAGUGCGUCGGCUUUGUGCUCUCGGCCACCUGCGUGAAGAAGGCGGAUCUCCUCCUGGAGCUCUUCUCCGAACUCUGCGUCUGCCUGGCGUCCCCCUCCGGCCCAGCCCAGCUGGCCCCGUCGUCGGAGGAACUGAAGCAGGACGUGGCCCAGGCGCUGCUUGCCUUGCUCCACUCCGCUUACGGAGGCGUCCUCCUGUCUCUCUACCAGCCUUCCAGCCUUCCCCAGCUGGGCUUUGCCGUGUCCCUGCUUUUGGGCCUUGCCGAACAGGAAAAAGCCCGGCAGGUUAAGAUCGCCGCCUUGCGGUGUCUGCAGGCUCUCCUUCUGCAGUGUGACUGCCCACAGGGUCACCAGUCCCUGGAGAAAGAGGAGAUGAGGCAAUGUGGGGAUCUCUUUGCCUCCUUCCUCCCCGGUGUCUCCAUUGCUCUCUCCAAGGUGAUCACAGGAGAUGUGAAGCAAGGUCACGCCGUGGUGGUCUCGGCCGUCAGGCUCUUCUCUAGGGCCGUCAGUCUGGUGAUGGCCGAUGAGCAGCUAGCGCAGAUCCCAGAGGAGAGGCAGAAACCAGCCUCGGAACAGAGUAAAAUACAGGCCCUCGGGGUCCACCGAGACUCGGACUGGGCGAGAAACACCGCCUCCAAACUCUCCAUCCUUAUCAAGAAGGUGGUUGGAUCCGGGUCUGUUCAUCCUCACUGGAAGGUGCGACGGGAGCUGGUGGACAUGGCUCACCUCCUCCUGACGACCUGUGGACGCUCUUUGGUGGACUCGGCCGGCCAGUUGUUGAAAGCCUUAGUUGGCCUGGUGAACGAUGAGAGCGCCGAGGUCCGGCGGGCGAGUGAGAAGGCCUUGGAGGAUAUCGCCGCACAGGAGAGCGUGGCCGGGAACAGGCGCCUGGCCGACCUCCUAUCUGAGGAUCUCCACUCUCUGGCCACUUCUCUGCCUCGCUUAAUGACCUCCCAGAACGACCAAGGCAAGACAGCCACCUUAAACCUGGUCCUUGGCUACCUGAAGCUCUUGGGCCCGAAGGUGAGCCUGGUUCUCAACUCGGCCUCCCACCUCCAGCGUCUGUCCAAGGCCCUGAUGCAAGUCCUGGAGCUGGAGGUGAAGGACGUGAAGGUAGUGGAGGAGAAGGGCGGCGCCCCGGAAGCCUUUCAGACGCCCUCGCCGGCCGGCCUCCAGAGGAAGUACUUCCGCUUCUUCACAGAUGAGCGGAUUUUCUCUCUCCUGCGGCAGAUUUGCCGGGCUCUGGGCAGCCACGGGAAUCUCUACCUGCUGGUGGAUCACUUCAUGGACCUGUACAGGGAAUCCACUGUGUACCGGAAGCAAGCUGCGAUGGUUCUCAACGAACUGAUCGCUGGAGCCGCAGGGCAGGAGGCGCGGAACGCUUCGCUGAGCUCGGAGGAUCUCGUGGGGAUCGUCACUUCCGUGCUGGAAGAAUAUGUGGACUCGGGGAACUGGCAUUUGGUCACCAGCUCGGAGGGCCAAGAAUCUUGGGCUGAGCCCGCAGAUGCCAGACCCCUUGCUGUGACGUACGAAGCGUCUUGGGGACCUCUGCCGUCCCUGGGAUCGAGCCCCAGCAUCCGCUGUAUGAACAGCAACAUAUGGCAGAUCUGUGUCCAGCUGGAAGGGAUCGGCACUUUUGCCUCUGCCCUGGGGAAGGACUUCCGUUUUCUGUUGAUCUCCGCUUUGUACCCCGUCCUGGAAAAGGCCGGGGACGGCACGCUCCUGGUCAGCCAGACUGCCAAGGGGACCCUGGCCGGCAUCUGCUGGGCCUGCGACUACGUCUCCGUCCCUGAACUCCUCAGGCAGAACGCUGAUUACUUGGUGAACGAGAUUUCCUUGCGUCUCAGGCACCCGGCCGAGGAGGCCCAGGCCUUGCGGGUGCUGGAGGCCAUGCUCCGACAUGCGGACGCCCGGGUGGCCCCCUUGGUGGAGGACCUGGUGGAAGACGUUUUGGCCAGGUUGGAUCAGGGCCACGGCGAACGGGCACCAUCCUUCCUGGGGGCUCUCCGGACCCUGAUGGCGUCACUAGUUUCCUGGUUUGAGCCGGAGCGGCAAACCCACCACGAGCCGGACGGUGGUCCUUCCUGCCGGCCGGCACAGAGGCCGCCCAACCUGCCCACCCCAGCAGAAAUGGAAGAGUUCUUUUCAGCCUACGUGAAGCAGAAGCGGAUUGCAGAGGGGGAUGUCGAGGAAGAGGAGGAGGAGGAGGAGGAGGAGGAGGAGGAGGAGGAGGAGGAGGAAGAGAGGCCGUUGCCCUUGCAGGCCCAGAUGGCUAAAGAUGUCCUGGAGAGGGCCAUCCACCUACUCCCCAGCAAGAGCCUUGCGGUGCGGCUGAAGGCCCUCGAUGUCCUGGAACUCUGUCUGACGGUCCUUGGUCCACAUGAAGACGUUCUCCUUCCACUGGCCCAUCGGGCGUGGCCUGCUCUCGUGUGCCGCUUGAUCAACGACGACCCCUUGGCUGUUCUCAGAGCCUUUAAGGUGCUGUGCACUCUGGGAUCCUGCAGUGGGGACUUCCUGAGGAGCCGUUUCUGCAAAGACGUCUUGCCCAAGCUGGCGGCCUCCCUUGCCGCCCAGGCCCCCACCAGCGCCCACGCCGGGCCCAUCUACAGCCACAGCCUGGCCUUCAAGCUGCAGCUGGCGGUGCUGCAGGGCCUCGGCUCCCUCUGCCAGGCUCUGGAUCUGGGCGAGAAUGACCUGAACACGGUGGUGGAUGCCUGCCUGCCCUACCUCAGCGCCAGGCAGCCGGUGAGACUGCAGGAAGCUGCUCGCAGUGUUUUCCUUCGCCUGACGGAGGUUGACCCGGAUGCCAUCUGGUUCUUCCUCUGCAAUGUCUGGUGCCCCAGAAACCCGGAGGCCCCCCACCCCUGCUUGCGCCCUGUGAAACUGGUGGGGGGCGAGAAGACGCGAAACGAGUUCACGGACAACGUGCAGAGUCUCUUGGACCAGCUGGGCGGUUGAGGGCGAGGAAGGAGCACCCGGGCGCAC
This is a messenger RNA of Protobothrops mucrosquamatus (brown spotted pit viper), 3210 nucleotides long. RefSeq names its product TELO2 interacting protein 1 (gene TTI1). The record is from RefSeq and is a predicted model, not a curated record. The coding region runs from base 1 to 3183 and encodes 1060 amino acids. Gene Ontology annotation, cellular component: cytoplasm. Gene Ontology annotation, biological process: chromatin remodeling. The transcript has 7 exons. NCBI's taxonomy places the organism in Eukaryota, Metazoa, Chordata, Lepidosauria, Squamata, Viperidae.